GUCACUGGAGUUGAUAAAAACAAGUCAAAUUCUGACUUUGUUCUGCGGCUAAACAGUAAUUUCUGUCAUGUCAGACAUGUGUCAUCCCGCCCGACGGACGUUGGGGAGCAGAAACUGUGGAGGCCAUGUUUAGACCGCUGCACCAACGACAGUGGACGACGUGAAAACUGAGCUAAGCUACAGCAUUUAUGUGUCUAACCCUACAUUUGAUUUAAAUUACUCCUGCAAAAGACACGACUCUAGUGUCCAACUGCCUGGAUUACAGUUGCCGUAAAGUGUCGUAAAAAUGUUCAGUCGUAAUUAUCAGGGUGGAGCCGUUGUGGAGAUCUUUAGCGCACAGGGAAAAGACCCCGUGGCUCAAUGGAAACUAUCUGGAGGGCCUUCAGCCAUACAGAAGGAGUAUAAUAAAGAAGUCAAAGGGUUUGUUUACUGUCUGAAAGGAAGCAGCCAGACUGUCAAGAUGCAAAUGCCGGAGAAUAGGAAGAUGUCUCUUGGGCUGCAUCAAAGAUUCUUGGUCCUUCAAGUCAAUAUCCCCCAGACCAAGGACUUUUCCCUGGAGCUUGUAAUAACUGACUUGGAGCACCUGAAGAGGAGACUUCACUUAUCCACAGUGCAUAAGGAGCUGACUGCCACUCUUUUACACGCCAGGGUACCUUUUGUGGGCCUGAAACGGGAAUGUUGGUCCACUUUGUGCAUCGACCUGGUGUCCAUCUCCACUGGACUGUUCAAGGGGUUUUCGUCACUUGAUGGCAUCACUGUGUUUGCUAGUUGUGAAAUCCGUCGAAUCUUCACAAUGAAAACCGGGCCGUUGGUGACGGAUGAAGUGGUGUUUCUCAGCGGACCUGGUUUCAUGGAUGAGAUUCCACGCAGCUGCCAGUUCCCGGCUGGUUUGAUCCACGUAACACAGGUGUUGAAUAUGAAGAAUUUGCAGAAGACAGACGUGAGGAUAGUUCAUAAGAGCUCUGAACGUGUGCCCGAUCAGUCAAACGCUGCCACAUCAAGCAGUAAUCAUCGGGUGAGGACACCGAGUGUUUUACACACUGCCUCGGGCUUCAAACCCUCAGCAGCCGCACCACCACAGCCCGGAAGAAAAAGCAGCUUAGCCUCAGGCAGAAUGACUAGGAGUGUACUCCAAAUCUCUGAUAUGGAGGCGUCAGUCAGUGAACGGAGCCAAGGCGUUCCAGCGGAAGUUCAGAGCAUCGGCUGCCAGAGUGAGAGCGUUUCACCAGAGGAUCACACGGGAACACCUGGCAGGACGCAGCCUCAUCCCCCAGCUGACAGGCAGAAAUCAAAGAAGCCGGUGGUCCUCCGAGCAGGAGCAGAUGGUCUUACAUCACCAGAUGCUGCGUCCGGCCGCUACAGAAAUAGAAGUAAAAACGAGGAGAAGGUUCCAUCAUGCAGCGAGGAGGAGAUCAAACAGAGACCUUUGACCCUGAUAGAUAAGACAGAGCACCUGAAGGCAGAUGAUUUCAGCCUCAGUCCCACGAAGGACAUUUUCAGACUGACUACCCCCACGUCAGAGCCUCCCUCGUGCCCCCCCCGGGCAGCGUUGCCCCGUGACCUGCAGGCCUGGAGUAGCUGGGAGAGUAAUGAAGGGUCGGAGCCCCAGCUCACCCUGCAAGAAGAGGUGUUCAGUUUCUCAUCGCAGCCUCACUCACCCAAACGAGGGCAAGGCCAGGGUGACCAGGAGAAAAUGGAGAAGGGACUUGAUCAGGCACAGAGCGGGAGUGGGCAGCGACACGAGGCGCGACCAGAAGAUGACUUUAUCGGCAGCGAAAGUGAUGAGGAGAAGAACUCCAGUCCGUCCACUCCCAGAUCUCCUGGUCCUGGUUUGAACCUCCUGAAGUCUCCUAGUCCCCAUAAGACGCUGCCAGGAGAGCUCAGUUCCGGCGUCUCUGACCGUCACAUUAAGUCCUCGUCCAGCGGGGGACCUGGACUGGCCGUCGCCCCCUCACGCUGCCUCUCACCCGGCGUGAGGAGCAGCAGGCAGGAGUCCAAACAUGGCAGAAGUGGACCAGGGCGUGGAGCGAAGCAGGUGCAGAACGGGAGCAGCAGAGCGGCGCCUUCCAGGAGUCUCCGGCAGGAAGUGGAACCAGAUGACGCCUCUCUGCACCAGGAGGAAGAUGAGCCACCGAAGCCUGUUGAUUCCAGUCAUAAUGACUUACACCUGCUUGGCAGUCUGAGGUUACAAGGGGAUGAGAAGGAGGAAGAGGAGGAGGAGGAGGAGGAGGAACUCCAAAUGCUGGCAAGCCUGAAACGGGAACAGGAGGAAGAUGAAUGUAGAGCCCCGGGCCUCAGUGAAUCUCAGAUCCGCCAGUGUAAUGUCAGCGUGAGCAUAAGCAGUGAUGACACCACCACUUGGACCCAGCAAGUGAAUCAAGGUCACAACUAUCAGAGUGAAAUGAACCCCCUCCAACACUCCAACCCCAGGGAAUGGAUGGACGUGCUUAGCCCUCCGAUCAUGCCUGCUCGUCAGCCCGGAAGGUCAGGGAACACGCCCAACGAUUGGGGAAAUCUUGGCGGCGGGGGAGACGGGCGUGUGAAGGAGGAGGAGCCGGAGGAGGAGGAGUAUUUGAAUCUGCUCUACGACGCUUGUCUCAACUGUUACUUCGACCCAAAGACGGGAAAAUACUACGAACUAGCUUGACCAAUGGCUGAAGAGGAUCCUGAUGAAUCAUUUACCAGUCACUGAGUCCAUUUUAUACUAAUCCUUUUCAUCAUCAUCAUCAUCGCCGCCGCUGCUCUGGUUGUUGGAAAAAAAGUAACUGGAACUUUUUUUUUUCCCUGCCUGUGGAGAAACAAUGGCGUCACGUCAGCGAAGGAGGAAGUAGCACUCCAUGAUCUGUGCGACGAGCGGAGCUAUCGCUCUCUCUCUCUCUCUCUCUCUCUCUCUCUCUCGCCCCACCCCCAGUGAAGAGGGGGGAAAAAAAAGAAAAAAGGCUUUGAAAGAAUAAAUUGUUCUAAAAUAUAGAUUCAAACGUGUGUAUUUAAUAUAACUUCAUUAAAACGGCAGCUCUUCUGUC
Messenger RNA from Cynoglossus semilaevis (tongue sole), 3023 nucleotides. RefSeq names its product CFAP20 domain containing (gene cfap20dc). Bases 287 to 2647 code for a protein of 786 amino acids. The transcript is spliced from 17 exons. The record is from RefSeq and is a predicted model, not a curated record. NCBI's taxonomy places the organism in Eukaryota, Metazoa, Chordata, Actinopteri, Pleuronectiformes, Cynoglossidae.